Drosophila navojoa is the source of this 1566-nucleotide messenger RNA. RefSeq lists its product as uncharacterized. The record is from RefSeq and is a predicted model, not a curated record. Lineage: Eukaryota; Metazoa; Arthropoda; Insecta; Diptera; Drosophilidae.
AUGCAUAUUUACCAAGCAGAGCAGCAUCCGCAAGCUUCCUACCGCGGGCACGUGGUGCCGCGUGCGCAGUCGCAGCAGCAGCAAGAAGCAGAGGCAAUGACUAUGCAAAAUCUUCCACCAAAUGGCUUUUUUCACAAUGGCGUCUGGUAUAAUAGUAACAUACAGCCACUUAACUCGCACCAGCCAGUGGAGGGCGGGGCUCCGCCCGUGCAAGUGCCGGUGACGCCGCAGCCGACGUAUGAGGGGCAGCUAUUUUACUACCAGCAGGGCAAUGCAAGUGCCGCAGCCGCCGAAGCUGCUGUGGAGGCACAUGCUCAGGUGCCAGCGCCGCCCGUCUAUCAGCAGCCGUACCAGGUGGUGCAGCCGGUGCAGCCAAUGACCAAUCAGCCGGACAAUCAGUCGGCGGCCUACAACAAUCAGCCGUACAAUCAAGCAAAUCAGUCGGUACAGCAGUUGGUCGCUGCACCACCGAACUCACCACAAGUGCUUGGAGCACAGGCGAAUGGAGUGCCACCGAAUGGCGGCCAGUUGCUUGGGGCCGCUAAUGUGCAGCACGCAAUGCAGGUGCAGCACCGCAUUGAUCCACAAGUGCAUCAGGCGAUGGCUCGACGAAUGCAGCAGCAGAUGCACUUGCCGACGCAGCAGCCAAUGCAGCCGCAAAUAGAGUCGGCAAUGCACCAGCCAAUGCAUCAGGCUAUGCAGAUGCACCAGCCAACGGAUCAACAAAUGCGUCACGCAUUGCAGAUGCAAAUGCGUCAGCCAAUGGAUCCACAAGUGCAUCCACCAGUGCAUCAGCCAAUUCAGGAGGCGCUGCAACAGCCAGAGCAUCAGACAAUUCAUCCGCUCGCGCCACAAGCACAGCAGCCCGAGUGCUGCAUGAAAUGCUGCUACCCGUGCUGCAGCAAUCUGGUGGUUGGCGCAGCAGCGGCCGCGCAGCCAGCCGAGCAGCCAGCCGAGCAGCUAGCCCAGAAGCCAGCCCAGGAGCCAGCCGAGCAGCCAGCCGAGGCCGAGUCGCAGCUGCUCGAGAUCGACAUAGCUGUGGCCAGCGACGUCUACAUCACCCGUACGAGCAAGAAGCUAAUGGUCACCAUCUACAAGCAGAACAACUCUAACAAACCGAAUGCCCCCCAGAACGUCUAUAUAAAUGGGGGUCCGGUAGCUGAUAUCCAGGUGCAGGUUGACCCAGUGCAGGUUGUCCCGGUGCAAGCUGACCCGGUGCAGGUUGACCCAGUACAAGCUGACCCAGUGCAGGUUGUCCCGGUGCAGGUUGACCCAGUGCAGGUUGACCCAGUGAAGGUUGACCCAGUGCAGGUUGCCCCGGUGCAGGUUGACCCAGUACAAGCUGACCCAGUACAAGCUGACCCAGUGCAGGUUGACCCAGUGCAGGUUGCCCCGGUGCAGGCUGACCCGGGCAGCAAGGCGGGCUCUGCGCCCACUAGCCAAGCAGCGACUCCGGUCGGCUACAUUACUGCACCACAGAUUGAGGUCACUCAGGAAGCGGCUGCAUUGAAACCAGCACCAUCCCAGGCCUGUGUGGAGCCUCCUAAAUAUUGCGCCCCGGAGCAG